This is a messenger RNA of Phaeodactylum tricornutum CCAP 1055/1, 552 nucleotides long. RefSeq lists its product with no specific name. The record is from RefSeq and is a predicted model, not a curated record. NCBI's taxonomy places the organism in Eukaryota, Bacillariophyta, Bacillariophyceae, Surirellales, Neidiaceae. The transcript has a single exon. The annotation marks the transcript as partial.
UUGAAUGCUAGUGAACGAGUUUGUCUCGUGACGAAGGACAAUGUACCUAUACCCGGAGGAGGAAUACGGGCUGACAUGCGUUUGCGCAAACUAUGGCACCGAGCAACGUAUGUGCUCGUCAAGCAUGAGCCAAUGCAUGUUGAACAACACGGAACACACGAUUCUGAUGUGUACGUACUUGUCCAGAAACGAUCUAUAUUGAAAGACUACUGUCCCGGAAAACUGGAUCCGGUGCCUGGUGGAGUAGUGGGAUAUGGUGAGACGUAUAGUGAGAAUGCAAUAAGGGAAAUGCAAGAAGAAAUGGGGAUUGAUAUUUCUUUGGGUCCGCUGCGUCGCCUCUUUACAUUUCCCUACGAAGACGACCACGUUGCCGUCUGGGGUGAUUUCUACGAAUGCACGUAUCGGGGAGCCAUGCGCGAUCUGAAAUGUCAAGAUACCGAAGUCGAAGAAGUCUACCGGAUGAGCCUGCAAACGUUAAGGGAUCAAAUACAUUCUUCUCCAGACGAAUUUAUGCCGGAUGCCUGCUACGCGAUGAAGUUGUACUUCCAGCGA